Pygocentrus nattereri (red-bellied piranha) is the source of this 1229-nucleotide messenger RNA. RefSeq names its product phospholysine phosphohistidine inorganic pyrophosphate phosphatase. Gene Ontology annotation, molecular function: phosphatase activity; inorganic diphosphate phosphatase activity. The transcript has 7 exons. The coding region runs from base 16 to 831 and encodes 271 amino acids. Lineage: Eukaryota; Metazoa; Chordata; Actinopteri; Characiformes; Serrasalmidae. The record is from RefSeq and is a predicted model, not a curated record. Gene Ontology annotation, biological process: dephosphorylation. Gene Ontology annotation, cellular component: cytosol.
AGCGCAGCUGUCAACAUGGCCGAGGACGGGUGGACGGAGUGUGUGAGGAGUCUGAAAGGAGUGAUUUUAGACAUGUGCGGGGUUUUGUACGACAGCGGAGCGGGAGGCGGAGCGCCGAUCGAGGGCUCGGUGGAGGCGGUGAAAAGGCUCAAGGCGUCUGACCUGCAGCUCCGCUUCUGUACCAACGAGACUCAGGCUACUCGGGAGAAGUUUGUGGCGAAGCUCCGUCGGAUGGGCUUCGAGAUCGACGUCAGUGAGGUGUUCUCUCCUGCCCCGGCUGUGGUGUCCAUCCUGAAACAGCGUGGCCUCCGACCCCACCUGCUGGUGCACGACGACGUGCUGCCCGAGUUUGAUGGUGUGGAAAAGAGCGACCCGAGCUGUGUGGUUAUCGGAGACGCUGCAGAUAAUUUCUCUUAUCAGAACAUGAACUCCGCCUUCCACGUCCUGAUUGGACAGGAGAAACCAACACUCUUCUCAAUGGGCAGAGGGCGCUACUAUAAGGAGACGGACGGGCUGAAGCUGGAUGUUGGAGCGUAUAUGAAAGCUCUGGAGUACGCGUGUGAUAUAGAGGCGGAGGUGGUGGGCAAACCGGCCCCCAUGUUCUUCCAGAGCGUUCUGAAUGACAUGGGCGUCCAGCCUCAGGAGGUGUUAAUGAUCGGUGAUGAUCUGGUGAAUGAUGUGGGAGGGGCUCAGCAGUGCGGUAUGAAGGGUCUUCAGGUCAGGACGGGAAAAUACAGGCCGAGUGAUGAGAGACACCCUACAGUGACCGCCGAUGGAUACGUGGACAACCUGGCCGCUGCCGUCGAAACCAUCCUGAAACAUCGAGGCUAAUAGAUCCGAGUUCUGGUGCUGGACCUGCUGAGGAUUUCACAUUCUGAGCCUGGACUAGAAUUGACCUAUUGACCUAUUGCGUUAUUGGCCUGAAAUACAGAAAGCCGCAAUAUGCAAAUAAGCCCUCUAACUAAUCAUAAUAUGUAAUUGCGUGCUGUGACUGUCCAAUCACAGUGCUUCCACACUCAAUACUGAGAACAUUACCGACAUACUUCAUUCAGACCUACAGCCACUUUAACCAGGAUUUUAUCAGGAUGCACACACUAGUUUUGCCUUUGAAGUCCUGUUAUACAACACAGGACAUCCUCAGCAUGAAUGACCGACAGACAGUGUCUGUUCAAGUGUUUCCAGUCACUGUUUUCAUUAAUAAAGCUAAUUUGGUUGACAAGAGUAUAAAA